AUGUUUAAAAACCUUUUUCGUCAACGACGAUCAAAUAAAGAGAAUGAAGAUCAUGAACAACAACAACAUUAUCAUCAUCAUCAUCAUCAGCAGCAACAACAACAACAACAACAUUCUACCAAUGAAUUUGAUCGCAACUUAUCCUCCUACAAAUCAUUAAGAAAUGCGCGUGAAAAGCGAUUAUUCUAUUCAUCUCAUCAUCAUUAUCGAGGAAGUGCGGGUGGUGGAGCGGAUGAUAAUCUUCCUGCAUUCACAUCACCAUAUCAUAUUGUCGCUCAGCGGAAAUAUCCACGCGGUACGCAAUCAUGUCACGAUGGUCUCAGUGAUGAUUUCGAUCGAUUUUCCAGCGUGAAUAGGUCAUUUGCUAGUGCGACACAUUCAAAAUAUAAGCCUACUCGUCGUGAAUACAUGAAUAUUAUGCGUCGUAGUCAUUUGAAUUCGGAAUAUGGCUGUGAUCCAUCAUUAAACACUCCACCGCUUUAUAGCAGAGAUUUAGAUGAUUCAGAUGCGGAAACGUGGAAUUCAGAAAGGGUUAUUAAGGAACUUCGAGCAGAGUUAAGAGCUGCAAACGAACGAAAAAAUUAUUAUAAAGAUUUGUACAAACGUGAACGGCAGGAUAGGAUACGUGAUCGUGAGUUGCGUGAUUUGGUGGAGAAGAAGCUUAUGGAUGAUCUCAGAAAUAAAGAAUUGGAAUGCUCCAAUAAUUUGCUACGAAUUAAAGCGUUAGAACAGCAGCUUCAACAUCACUCCAAUUUUCCGCCUUCAAUCCAUGAAUCCUCUUUUCGCAUUCCGCAUUUCUGCACCCCUUCAUCAUCUAAUACGGCGUCAACAAUGGCAGGAGCAGGUGAAGCCCUAUCCAGCACCUCUGAACUGUUUGCUAUUCGAGGUGCCUAUCUAGUAAAUUCAGUAGCUGGCAAUACAGGAAUAACAGGAGCAACAAGUGCAACAGUACCCGGUAAUUCUGGCGAAAUGCCGGAUGAAAUGAAAGUUUUCCGGCAACCUGAUGAAUUACCUUUAGAGUUAGCACGGAAUGGCAGUAUUGUAGAUACUCCAGUUGAUAUUGGAGGUGAUGAUGCAGCAAGAAUAUCAGUUAAUUCGUUAGGUGUUUCUUUAACAAAUCGUGAAAAUUUUAAUGGAACAGUGUUGGAAGAAGACCGUCAAUCUGAUAACGGUUAUGGUACCACUUCAGAAUGUGCUUCUGAGCUUGUUCGAAGCAUACGUCGGGUACAUAGUGAUUCCGAAGUACCAUUAAAAGUUAUACAGGCAUAA
Messenger RNA from Cercopithifilaria johnstoni, 1269 nucleotides. The record is from the annotation of a GenBank genome assembly. NCBI's taxonomy places the organism in Eukaryota, Metazoa, Nematoda, Chromadorea, Rhabditida, Onchocercidae.